ACUCACAUCUCUUGUCUCUUUCUCAUUGCCUUCAAUCUUGUACACAGAUAUAUGAUGCUUACCUUUCUCAGUAUCCUCCUGCUGUCAUCACAUAACCUUCCUCUCAUCGAAUCACUGAACUGCGAUAACAGAACACAAUACAUUCACAAAGAUCAGUGCUGCCAGAAAUGUAAACCAGGACAGUAUAUGAAAAUGAGAUGCCAACCAGGAUCAUUCGAUACUCAGUGCGGGUCAUGCAGUAAUGGUUACUUCACAGCAGGCUUCAAUAACGACUUCAUGAAGUGCUCUGAGUGCACAAAGUGCAGCAAGGAAUAUAUGAAGUAUGAGACGAACUGUACGUUGACACAUGACGCCGUGUGUACAUGUCAUGAGGGGUACCGAUGCAGUGACAGCACAUGCCAGACAUGUGUGAAAGUCCAGACUACUGCUACUACAAUGACCAAUAGGCCUCCUCCACCCACAACUCUUCCAGAAAAUGGAAUGUGGAUUUCGGUGAGUCUGUGUUUUGCAUGUGUGUGUUUGUGCGCUCUGUUCACCUGUUUCCUUCUCAUCAGCAGACAUGCACGACCAUGUGAACGGAUCAUGCCAACAUCAACCUGUUUCUCGUCCUCCAAAAAGAAUGACUCUGGUUCCAGUCAGUGCACAGAGGAAGAGGAAGUACCAAUGCCAGUGCAGGAAGUGUGUGGAAAGACAGAGAAACUGGAGGAAGUCUGAGAAGGAAGGAGGAAGAAGACAGUCGGUGCAUCUGUGGAUCAAGUAUUUACUCUAACCUGCUGCUGCCAUUGACUCAAGAGAGGAAGAGCAUUUGUACUCAGGCAGACCGUCUGAAGGUUCUGUGGGAAUGACUGUCUGUGCACACCACCUGAGAAAUGCUAAGAUAGAGAACUACUUUUGCAAAUAAUAUUGUACAUUUUCUUCUCUGUGCAAUUGUUUGUAUUUAUAAUUGAGGAGUUGAUGCAUAAUGUUUUUUAUCAACAAAGAUUUUAGGUUCAAAUGUAUUUUAAUGUACAGUAUAAGGUCAAGUGUGACUGGUCACCAUUUCUUUUAAGUUUUUUGUACUGUUUGAUUUCCAUAGUUCAUUUUAGAUGGUCCUAUGGUUUGACAAAUUAAUUUUUUAUUCAACUUUUCUAUGUAGUCUCUCAGUUGAUGUAAGCAGCAUGCAUGAUAAUUAUAUAUUACAGUGCAUCCAUAAAGUAUUCACAGCGCUUCACUUUUUCCACAUUUUGUUAUGUUACAGCCUUAUUCCAAAAUGGAUUAAAUUCAUUAUUUUCCUCAAAAUUCUACAAACAAUACCCCAUAAUGACAAUGUGAAAGAAGUUUGUUUGAAAUCUUUGCAAAUUUAUUAAAAAUAAAAAACGAAAAAAAUCACAUGUACAUAAGUAUUCACAGCCUUUGCCAUGACACUCAAAAUUGAGCUCAGGUGCAUCCUGUUUCCACUGAUCAUCCUUAAUGUUUCUACAACUUGAUUGCAGUCCACCUGUGGUAAAUUCAGUUGAUUGGACAUGAUUUGGAAAGGCACACACCUGUCUAUAUAAGGUCCCACAGUUAACAGUGCAUGUCAGAGCACAAACCAAGCCACGAAGUCCAAGGAAUUGUCUGUAGACCUCCGAGACAGGAUUGUAUCGAGGCACAAAUCUGGGGAAGGGUACAGAAAAAUUUCUGCAGCAUUGAAGGUCCCAGUGAGCACAGUGGCCUCCAUCAUUCGUAAAUGGAAGAAGUUUGGAACCACCAGGACUCCUCCUAGAGCUGGCCAAACUGAGCGAUCAGGGGAGAAGGGCCUUAGUCAGGGCGGUGACCAAGAACACGAUGGUCACUCUGACAGAGCUCCAGCAUUUCUCUGUGGAGAGAGGAGAACCUUCCAGAAGAACAACCAUCUCUGUAGCACUCCACCAAUCAGGCCUGUAUGGUAGAGUGGCCAGAUGGAAGCCACUCCUCAGUAAAAGGCACAUGACAGCCCGCCCGGAGUUUGCCAAAAGGCACCUGAAGGACUUUCAGACCAUGUGAAACAAAGAUUGAACUCUUUGGCCUGAAUGGCAAGCGUCAUGUCUGGAGGAAAUCAGGCACCACUCAUCACCUGGCCAAUACCAUCCCUACAGUGAAGCAUGGUGGUGGCAGCAUCAUGCUGUGGGGAUGUUUUUCAGUGGCAGGAACUGGGAGACUAGUCAGGAUUGAGAGAAAGAUGAAUUCAGCAAUGUACAGAGACAUCCUUGAUAAAAACCUGCACCAGAGCGCUCUGGACCUCAGACUGGGGCGAAGGUUCAUCUUCCAACAGGACAACGACCCUAAGCACACAGCCAAGAUAACAAAGGAGUGGCUCCGGGACAACUCUGUGAAUGUCCUUGAGUGGCCCAGCCAGAGCCCAGACUUGAACCCGAUUGAACAUCUCUGGAGAGAUCUGAAAAUGGCUGUGCACCGACGCUCCCCAUCCAACCUGAUGGAGCUUGAGAGGUCCUGCAAAGAAGAAUGGGAGAAACUGCCCCAAAAUAGGUGUGCCAAGCUUGUAGCAUCAUACUCAAAAUGACUUGAGGCUGUAAUUGGUGCCAAAGGUUUUUCAACAAAGUAUUGAGCAAAGGCUGUGAAUACUUAUGUACA
This is a messenger RNA of Myxocyprinus asiaticus (Chinese sucker), 2592 nucleotides long. Its product is annotated as tumor necrosis factor receptor superfamily member 6-like. The record is from RefSeq and is a predicted model, not a curated record. Gene Ontology annotation, biological process: negative regulation of apoptotic process. Bases 52 to 714 code for a protein of 220 amino acids. NCBI's taxonomy places the organism in Eukaryota, Metazoa, Chordata, Actinopteri, Cypriniformes, Catostomidae. Gene Ontology annotation, cellular component: external side of plasma membrane. The transcript is spliced from 6 exons. Gene Ontology annotation, molecular function: protein binding.